AUGAACCAACAUAAAUAUUUGUAUUUCACACUUUUUUUCCUAAUUUACAUUGUAACUAUUGCCUUAAAUACUUCCUUAAUUACAGUAGUGUAUAAGAAAAAAACCCUACAUGAACCGAUGCACAUUUUCAUUUUGGCUUGGCUGUUUCCUUUCUGUUCCUUUGCGAUGUAUCUAUCACUUACACUUCGUCUGACCCUUUGUGGCAAUAACAUCUACAAAACUCAUUGCACAAAUUUUGAUCUCAUUAAACUUUCCUGCCAUGAUACCUCUGUAAAUAACAUUGUUGGGAUCCUUCUCUUGGGUGUGUAUAUGUUCCCACAAUUCUUUGUAAUUUUGUUUUCAUAUGCUCAGAUUCUGAGGAUCUGUUUACAUGCAUCCAAAGAAUGUCGAAAGAAAGCGCUUCAAACGUGCAUACCACAUUUGUUGACAUUUAUAAAUUAUUUUUUUGCCGGUUGUUUUGAGCUGAUCCAAUGCACUUAA
Messenger RNA from Sardina pilchardus (European sardine), 480 nucleotides. Its product is annotated as olfactory receptor 4C11-like. Gene Ontology annotation, biological process: G protein-coupled receptor signaling pathway; detection of chemical stimulus involved in sensory perception of smell. The record is from RefSeq and is a predicted model, not a curated record. Lineage: Eukaryota; Metazoa; Chordata; Actinopteri; Clupeiformes; Clupeidae. Gene Ontology annotation, cellular component: membrane. Gene Ontology annotation, molecular function: olfactory receptor activity; odorant binding. The coding region runs from base 1 to 480 and encodes 159 amino acids. The transcript has 3 exons.